Tetranychus urticae (two-spotted spider mite) is the source of this 3193-nucleotide messenger RNA. RefSeq names its product patatin-like phospholipase domain-containing protein atgl-1. The record is from RefSeq and is a predicted model, not a curated record. NCBI's taxonomy places the organism in Eukaryota, Metazoa, Arthropoda, Arachnida, Trombidiformes, Tetranychidae. Gene Ontology annotation, cellular component: membrane; lipid droplet; cytoplasm. Gene Ontology annotation, molecular function: triacylglycerol lipase activity. Gene Ontology annotation, biological process: lipid homeostasis; triglyceride catabolic process.
AGAUGAGGGAGAAAAUUUUGCUUUGAAUCUCAAAAUUCUUGUGAACGCAAUAAUUGUAUACAAACAGUUAUUCUGCAUCUGUCAAUUUGUUGUUUUUUAAUUAUUUUAUUAUUAAAAACGUAUACGGUUCUUUUUUUUAAAUUGUGAGUUUUCUUUUUAAUGUUAUUUAUUGAAUUAUUUAAUCUGUGAAGGAAAAUCAAAACAAUGAUUCGAGAUAAUGUUAAUAUUCCUGUGGAAAAGAUGAACUUAUCCUUUGCUGGCUGUGGUUUUUUAGGAAUCUAUCAUGUUGGUGUAGCCUCUUGUUUUCGUGAAUAUCUUCCUGAAAUUGUUCGGAAUAAAUUUUCAGGGGCAUCUGUUGGAGCUCUUGUGGCUACUGCUAUGGCCCUUGACUGUUCUUUAGCUGAAAGUACUAGUGAUUUAUUAAAAGUGGCAAUUAAAGCAAGGUCUCGAGCUUUAGGACCCUUUCAUCCUACCUUUGACGUAACUAAAAUUUUAUAUGAUGCGUUGGUUAAGGCAUUACCUCAUGAUGCUCAUAAAAAAGUUUCUGGUCGAUUAUUUAUUAGUGUUACCCGAGUCAGUGAUGGUAAAAAUAAGAUAAUCUCUCAUUUUGACUCAAAAGAUGAUCUUAUUCAGGCAAUCCAAUGUAGCUGUUUUAUUCCCUGUUGGUCAGGAGUUUUACCACCCAAAUUUCAUGGAGUUGCUUACAUGGAUGGCGGUUUCUCUGACAAUUUACCUAUUUUAAACGACUACACCGUUACGGUGGCUCCAUUUGCUGGGGAGAGUGACAUUUGUCCGCAAGAGAAUACUUUCAACUACAUGCAAAUCCAACUGAGUAAUACUAGUUUUUCAAUCAGUCCAGGUAAUUUGUACAGGAUAACAAGAAUCUUAUUUCCACCACACCCUGAGGAAAUGUCAAAAAUGUGUCUUCAAGGAUUCAAUGAUGCUCUCAAAUUUCUCCAACGCACGAAUAAAAUCUCAUGUCUUCGGUGUGUUGCGAUCCAAUCCAGUUUUCUCUUGGCUGAAUCAAAUGAAUCUGAACCCGAUGAGUUGAUUGACACUGUAGUUGUAGAAGAAGAUGAAGAAGAUGAAGAGAUGGAAGAAGAAGCUAAGGAAGAACCACCAAUGCAACAAAAAGAGACUCUAAAUGAAGAAGUCAAUCAAUCAAACGAUAGAUAUGAAACUGAUUUAAUUUAUGAUGAUUCAAGUGAAUGUACAAGUUGUCGCGAAAUGAUUGACCUUCAUUCAUUACCUGAUCCUGUUGCCAAAGCAAUUCAAGAAGCCAUUGAUUCAGUCAAUAAGGGAUUAAUCAAUUGGAUUUAUAAACACCGUCCUGUUCGAGUUUUAUCACUUUUAACUAUACCUUUUACUCUUCCUUUUGAUCUUGCCCUGAUCUUUGCCAUUAAAAGCCUAAGAAUGAUUCCUGUUGUAACUAAUGAAUUUAAAACAAGUCUAUUCAAUAUAAUUGCUUUCCUUUUGAAAAAGGAUAAAUUUGGCAAGAAAAAAGCAACCACAAGAUUCUCUUGUCAACUUGCAAUCACAGAAUUCGGCGGUAAACCAAUCUCUUCAGACUCAGGACCUUCACCAGCAAAAAUUUCCAAACCAUGUAAACGGAAAGAAAGUGUUUUUAAUAUUGAAUCACCUUAUACUCGUAGAAAAAUAUCAACUCAUGAUAAUUCAAGGUUAUCACCAUCAAACUCAAGGCUGGAAAAGUCUGAAACUCUGUUAAGUGCAUCAUCAACAUCUGACUUAAGGUCAAGACUAAGAGAAGAAACAAAAGCUAAACGUAAUUCGUAUGCUGGUAAAGAAUUCUCAUACUCGACUAGUAAUCUUUCUCGAAGUGCUUCCUGCCAACGGGAACGUCGUAAAACGGUUGCUGGAUUAUUCAACUCAAAAUCAAACUCAGCUAAUUGUAAUUUACACAACCCUCAAAGGAUGAAUUUUGGUUUCACCGUUGACCUGCCCGUUGAUCGAUUACCUUCAGGGUCUCGUAAAAAUAGUACUCGCCGAAGGUGCACCGGUGUGGAAAUGGAUGAAAGCUAUGAAGCUUCAACUACAAACAUUCCCAAUAACAAUCAAAAUAGCCCCAAUGAUGUUUUACUUACCGUACUACAAUCUCUAGGAGACGGAAUUGAUCCUCAAGAAAUUGAUCUGGAUGCAAAGGAAGUAACCAACAAAGCAUUGAGCAUCGAAAAGGAAUACUUUGAAAGAUUUGCAAACAGUGAACUUGGCGGGGUUGCCAAAAAUACUGAAGCUUUGGAUAAAAUAAUGGAUGUUGCUUCCAAUAACCAUGCACUUAUGGCAUUCUAUUAUUUGGAUGAAAAGAAAAGAGUUAAGGUUACCGAGAUUUUCAGUAUUCCAGAUGCAUGUGAACGAGAUAAAGUAGAUGAUGAUGUUGACGAUGGUAUCGAGAUUGUUGAUGAUGAUUUUCGAACUAGAAAUGAAGCAAACACAUCACGCUGUUGUGACAAUUUUAUUGAAAAUGAUAAUCAAUCAAUUGAUGAAAAUAACCAAUCCGAUGAAAUCAGCGAAUGGGUUCAUUUUCAUGGUACUGAUGUGGACGAACUGUCAUCUCUUCAAGUCAUGUCCAUUCGUAGUCAAUCAAGAAAUGAUUUUACCAGCAACAACUCUAAGUCUAAUAAUAACAAUAUGCUAGGCUGAUUACAAAAUUAAAUAACUGGUAAAAUUUACAGACGACUGCCAAGCACUCGAUGAGCGUAACUACUUUACAUGAUUAUCAGCAAAUGAUUACAUCAACAUUUAUCCAUAAGAGACAUAUUGUUUUAUAUCUUGCAUUUUAAUAGUAAAAAGAGCGCAAAUUUAUUUUAAUUCAUGUUACUACCAAAAGAAAAUCAAUUAUGACACUUACAAUUUGUAUUUAUACACUAUUUGAACAUAUAUACUUACACAUCUACACCACAGGCAAAAAAGUGAAAAGUAAAGACCACCUUGUAUACAAAUAUCCACCAAUUCACCAAUUCAAAGAUUGAUUCACCAAAAAAACACUUCUAUUACAGUCAUUAUACGUGUCUACCUAGUAGUAUUUAAUAUACAAAGCUUAAUAAUCAAAAAAGGUUAUAAUUCAUAUUGUGCCUGAAAUGCUUAAAAUCAUUGUACAAUUAUGAAGCGUAAAAUAAAAUUGUAAACUUGUUCAAAAGUUAGAUCAAUUUCCAUUGAUCCUAUUCUUUAAUUGAAA